AUGGCGUCGACCUUGACGUACCGACAUGUGGCCCAUGUUUUCAAGCGGCAACUUCGUGCUCUUCGAAAAUGUUCGCUGCCUUUUACUGCCAAACUUUAUUCUACUAGUAUCUCUGGAUCUCCUCCUACCUCCAAAUCUGUUUGUUUAUUCUCUGGAAUCCAACCAACAUCAAAUUGCCCCCACUUGGGUAACUACCUUGGUGCUAUCAAACAAUGGGUGAGCCUCCAAGAAAAAUAUUCCUCUGUUAUAUUCAGCCUAGUUGACCUCCAUUCCAUUACUUUACCUUAUUCUCCAGAACAACUUCGGAACAAUUUGCUCGAUAUGACUGCAUGUUUGUUGGCAUGUGGGAUAAAUCCUGAUAAGUGUAUAUUAUUUCAACAAUCUCAAAUUCCACAGCAUUCAGAAUUAGCCUGGAUCCUUGGAUGUCACUGUUCAUUACUUCGGUUGAAACAUCUUCCUCAGUGGAAAGAGAAGUCAAAAAUUUUUAAAGAUGCUUCAGUUGGACUUUUCUCCUAUCCAAUCCUUCAGGCUGCUGAUAUUCUGCUUUAUAGAUCCAAUCUGGUUCCAGUUGGAGAAGACCAAGUGAUACAAAUUGAACUUGCCCGGGAUAUUGCACAUCACUUCAACCAAAAAUAUGGAAAAUUAUUUGAGAAGCCAGAUAUUCUUAAAGGUGAUUUUGCCAAAGUUCUGAGUCUUCGGGAACCAACUGUAAAAAUGAGCAAAUCUGCAAUAAACCCUCUCAGUCGGAUUGAUUUGAUAGACAGUGCUGAAGAUAUACAACUGAAAAUCAAAAAAGCCCAAACUGACUGUACCUCUGCCCUAACCUAUGAGCCUGAAAGUCGACCAGGUGUGACCAACCUGAUUAACAUUCACUGCGCCAUAUCUGGUCUUCAGCCGGAACAGAUUUGCAAAGAGCACGCAAAUCUCGAUACAGGGCGCUAUAAGAUUUUCCUAGCAGAUGUUCUUAUUGAAUUCUUAUCUCCAAUUCAAGCUGAGAUUAAACGGUUGCAGGCAGACAAGGGUUACCUUGUCAAUGUUCUCGAGGCCGGCCGCCAAAAAGCAGCACCAAUUGCAGAAGCAACAAUGAAGGAACUCACAUUUGUCUAUCUAUCUAUCUAUCUAUCUAUCUAUCUAUCUAUCUAUCUAUCUAUCUAUCUUAAUCACCUCACAUUUGUCUAUCUAUCUAUCUAUCUAUCUAUCUAUCUUAGUCUAUUCAUCUCUCCAUCUAUCUUAAUCAGCUCACAUUUGUUUGUCUAUCUAUCUAUCUAUCUUAGUCUAUUCAUCUCUCCAUCUAUCUUAAUUACCUCACAUUUGUUUGUCUAUCUAUCUAUCUAUCUAUCUAUCUAUCUAUCUUAA
This is a messenger RNA of Acanthosepion pharaonis, 1356 nucleotides long. The record is from the annotation of a GenBank genome assembly. Lineage: Eukaryota; Metazoa; Mollusca; Cephalopoda; Sepiida; Sepiidae.